UGCUAUUUUAUCAUAAAUUAUGACAUAAUUAUUGUUUCUUUACAAGUGAUGAUAGCUCUUUCAACCUAACAUUUUAUACUAUUUAACUUUUAUUUAAUGUACUCUCACGGAUACACUUCCGUAUUUUACCCUUGUCUAGAAUGAAAACCCGACAUGUUUGUGUGGUUGGUGCUGGAGUUGUUGGCCUUUCCUCUGCUGUAUGUAUCCAGGAGCAGCUGCCCGAUGUCCACGUCACUCUGGUGGCAGACAAAUUCUCCCCCCAUACCACGUCAGAUGGGUCAGGUGGGUUUUGGUGUCCUCAUGACCUGGGAAAUACACCUGAGGCACUGAUACGGAAAUGGGGCAAGGAGACACUUGAUUACAUCCUGUCACUAAUCAAGUCUUCUGACGCUGCAGUUGUCCAAGCACAGAUGUUAUCUGGCUACAUGAUGUCAUCUUCUGUCCAGGAGGAACCAGAUUAUAAAGAUCUCUGUUUUGGUUACCGACUGAUGACCAGUGAAGAAUUGAAAGAUUUUCCAAAUAUGAAGUGGGGUUACUUUUACACAACAGUUCAGAUUGAUGUUAAGCCCUAUAUGCAGUGGCUAAUGAGACGAUUUAAAGAGCGCGGAGGGCGUGUUGAAGUUCAGACUGUAUCAUCCAUAGAUCAGCUGUCGAAGCACUGUGAUGUUAUAGUGAACUGCUGUGGAUUGCGGGGUGGCAUUCUGGGCUGUGAUAAAGAGGUGUAUCCAAUCCGAGGACAGGUGAUGCGGGUGGUGGCACCAUGGAUAAAACACUUUUAUAUUUGUCUGGAUGAAGGAAGUGAAACCUAUUUCAUUCCUGGUACGACAAACAUUGUUAUUGGUGGAACAGAGCAAGUAAACCGGUGGGAUGAGGAAGUGGAUGAAAAUGAUCACCAGAGAAUCUGGAAACGUGCCGUUCGCUGCAUACCCAGUAUCCAACAUGCAAAAAUCGUCACCAGGUGGGUUGGUCUGAGACCUGCACGAUCCACAGUUCGUCUGGAAGCAGAGCGAAAGAAUAAUUCUGUCUGGAUUGUGCACAACUAUGGCCAUGGUGGAUCUGGUGUCACUCUACACUGGGGAUGUGCCCAACACGCAGCCAGUCUAGUUGGUGACUGCCUGAGAAAACUGGAAUCCACUUCCAGACUUUAGACAGACAGUCUCACAGUUGCAGUAACAUCACAGUUUAAAUUUGGAUGAUGUCUGCUCAUUGACAAAUUACUGGCUGCUAUUUCGGUGGUGGAGAUUUUCUAUGCACUUCAUAUUUUUCGCCAAGGAUUCCUGAGAAAAUCACUGUUUUAAUUACCCUGAGUGGCAGCACAUUACAAUUUCGAUAUGUUCAAG
Molecule: messenger RNA, 1340 nt
Organism: Gigantopelta aegis
Lineage: Eukaryota; Metazoa; Mollusca; Gastropoda; Neomphalida; Peltospiridae
Product: D-aspartate oxidase-like
Exons: 11
Coding region: 141-1148 (335 amino acids)
Molecular function (GO): D-amino-acid oxidase activity; FAD binding
Source: RefSeq, a predicted model, not a curated record